Molecule: messenger RNA, 2777 nt
Organism: Coffea eugenioides
Lineage: Eukaryota; Viridiplantae; Streptophyta; Magnoliopsida; Gentianales; Rubiaceae
Product: FRIGIDA-like protein 3
Exons: 3
Coding region: 32-2353 (773 amino acids)
Source: RefSeq, a predicted model, not a curated record
UAAUGUAAUCUGCAGUAAAAUUCUUAGUUGCAUGCGAAAAUUUCAUGCGAGUAAAGGGAUGGGAGUGCUGGAAAAGAUGUCUGAGAAUCUUGAAUCUACAGAGGCCAAGAGAGAUAGCCUCAGGAAAUCAAUUAUGAUGGUUAUGCUUGAUUGCAGGGAUUUUGAGAAGCAUCUGGAGACAUCCCAAAAGUGUUUGAUAGAAUGCCUGAGUGAACUUGAGUCCAGGGAGAAGCACUUGGACUCUGUUCGGGACUCGUUGAGCCAGAAUUUUGAAGAGUUGGGGUUGAAAGUUAAGGAAGUUGAGGAUAAAGAGAAGGAUUUGAUUUUGUUGCAACAGAAAGGGAUGGAGGAGUUGGAGUUGAAAGAGAAGGAGUGGGCUUUGAAAAAGGAGGAGUUUGAUGAGGAGUUUAGGAAGAGAGAAGUGAAAUUGAGUGAGAAAGAGAAGGCCGCAGAAGGGCUUUUUGGGAAGUUGGAGAAUGAGAAGAAUGAGACAGUCGCGCUGGAGAUAUUGAUGGAGGAGAGGCUUAGGGAGUUGUGGUUGAAAGAGGAGGGUCUUGAGCAGUGGAGCAAAGAAAUUGAGAAGAGAGAGAGUGAGCUUGAUGAGAGGGAGAAAAAUGUUAUGGAAUGCGAAAAAAGAGUUGGUUCCGAGGAGUUGGCUGCGAUGAGGGUGGAGCGCGAAAGGGAAAUUGAGAUGAAGGAGAAAGAGGUGAGAUUAAUGAGAGAGGAUCUUGAGUUUAAGGAGAAAGCGAUUGAGUUUGAACGAGCGGUAAACGAAAAGCGACAAAAAGAACUAGAAAUACGGGAGAAGCAAUUGGAAGAGAGAGAGAAACAAUAUGAGAUUACACAAAAGUGUUUGCACGAGGUUCAUUUGAAAGAGAAGGAAUGCCUAUUGGAAAAGGAGCUGCUCCAAAAGGGAAGUAAAGAAUUGGAAGUGAAAAGGAAAGAACUUGAGGAUAGGAUUAAGGGCAUAAAAGAACUUGAAAUGAGGGAGAAGCAAUUGGAAAAGAAAGAAGAAGAAGUUGAAGUCAGGGAGAGGCAAUUAAAAAGGAAAAGGGAAGAAGUUGAGGUGAUGGAGAAGCAACUGGGAAAGAAAAAGAAAGAGGAAUACCAACUGGAAAAAGAGUUACUCGAAAAAGGAAAUAGAGAAUUGGAACUGAAAAAGAAGGAAUUUGAGGAUAGGAUUAAGGAAUAUGAUUUGAGGGAAAAAGAGCUUGAAUUGAAAGAGGAAAAACUUGCUGAUAAACUUCAUGCUUGUCUGAAGACAAAUCCAGUUGAAACGGUAGUUGAUGAGAGAGCUAUCAGUAACUCCACUUCUCGUCAAUUUACAUUUGCUGUGGAGUUGGAUCAGCUGGAUAUCCGUAUGUUUCUAAAUGAGCGUGAAGUGAACCUUGAGUCACCAGAUGAAGUUUUUAAGGAUCUUCAAUCAUCCGGAGACCCUGUAUACUUUGUACUAACUGCAGUGGAGGCACUUUACCCUCCCUAUUUGAGGAAGGUGGAUAUGGUGUUUGAGGGAAGGGUUGCCAGUUGUUGUAUCCUUUUGUUAGAGCAGCUACUUAGACUUUCCCCACAGAUUCAACCUUCUGCAAAAAGUGGAGCAUUGAAACUUGCUAGUGAAUGGAAGGCAAUUAUUGAAACUGGAAAUGUAUUGGAGGUCUUGGGCUUCUUGUAUCUUUUGGCGUCCUUUGACUUGGCUUCUGCAUUUGACGUAAAGGAGGUCAUGAACUUUUUAGAGAUUGUUGCUCAGAAUCAGAAGACACCUGAAUUGUGUCGUCUUCUUGGUUUGACAGAUAAAAUCCCUGGCUUUAUCAUGGAUCUCACUAAAAAGAAGCGGUAUCUUCUUGCAUUUGAAUAUGUUUAUGAGUUCAAUCUGGUUGAUAAAAUUCCACCCAUAGCUCUAGUGAAGAAGCAUGUCUCACAUUCAAAGCAGGUAGCUAAAACAUUGUGUAAUGAGGGACAAAAUACUCCUGAGGCACAAAUUAAGGCUUUGGUGAAUGAAAUCUCUGCUCUUAAAUCUGCUAUCAAGUCCAUCAUAGAUCGUGGUCUUGAACGUGAAUACUCACCUAAUCAACUCAGACAAAGAGUUAUACAGCUGGAAAGCCGUAGGGCAAACUUGAAGACUUCAUUGUCAGCACCAAUUUCAGAGGAAUUGCCAAAACUGGACCCAAGCAAAGAACUGUCUUCUGCACAAAAGGCUGAGGUGAAAGAAAAGGACAAUGAGAAACCUCCUCUUUCAGAUGAUGCCAUCAUCAAUGAGGCUCGAUUGCCUUCACAAAAUAAGUCGCGAAGGUUGGCUCUUCCGGAAACAACCCAUAAUUUUCAACUUGCUAAUGGUCAAAACUUCCACUCAGUCUAACCAUCUUCUAAGCACCACAGUGGGCUUGUAUACUGAAAGUUAUGGACCUCAGAUAAGGACAUUGUAGCCUGGGAGGCUCAACUCAUGUCAACUACUUGGAUGGUUACUUAAAGGUUGCUGCAAGUAGGAAUAUUUUGCAUCCUGGCUUUCUUCAAGUCACUUUGGGAUGGUCUAUAAUGGCUUUUCACCAUAGUGGAUUGCUGGAGAGAGCAGCCUUUUACCGAGUUGCAGUUUUCUAACAAAUUCCGGUGUACGGAAAACCACUUCUAUUCAGAAUAUGGAAUUUUCUGUAAUGUAGGUCUACUAAUGGCAUCUACCUUCUAGCCAUUUUUUGCAGUUAUGUUGGUACCAAUGCCUAACAACUGCAACGCCACUCUCCUGGAUUUUAGAUGGUAGCUAGCUUACUCUAGCAUAUUUGGAGAUU